Molecule: messenger RNA, 1155 nt
Organism: Lachancea meyersii CBS 8951
Lineage: Eukaryota; Fungi; Ascomycota; Saccharomycetes; Saccharomycetales; Saccharomycetaceae
Source: the annotation of a GenBank genome assembly
AUGAAAUACUGCUCUGUUGCUUUCUUCAUAUUUUUUUCAGUGGCCCUCGUCGUCGGAUUCGACGCCAAUUCCAAAUCCAAUGUUGCCGCGUACUGGGGACAAGCAUCUGCGGGUUAUCAGCAGACCUUGGGAUCCUACUGUGAAUCCCCCGAUGUGGACGUGGUGCUUCUGUCCUUUUUGCACUCAUUCCCAGAAAAUUUAAACCUUCACUUCACCCCCGCGUGCUCCACGUCUUAUGACAGCGGACUUUUACGCUGCGAGCAAAUCGCUAACGACAUCAAAAAAUGCCAAAGCCUGGGAAAAAAAGUCUUGCUCUCCAUGGGAGGCUCCAGCGGCUCGUAUGGGUUCCGCGACGACUCGCAAGCCACCGAGUUCGCCACCACUUUGUGGAACACGUUUGCAGGUGGAUCCAGCUCGGAACGGCCUUUCAACGACGCUGUAAUUGACGGUUUUGACUUCGAUAUCGAGAAUCGCAACCCAACGGGCUAUACUGCGUUGGCCAAAAAACUCAGAGAGUAUUUCAGCUCCGCUAACAAACAAUAUUAUCUCUCCGCUGCUCCACAAUGCUUUUAUCCUGACGCCUCUGUUGGUGAUCUAUUGGACAACGUAGAGCUGGACUUUGUCUUCAUACAGUUUUACAACAACGCCUGUAAUGUAGGCGCGCAGUUUAACUGGGACGUCUGGGUUAAACAAGCUACCUCAACUCCUAAUUCCAAGGCCAAACUCUUUUUGGGUCUGGCAGGGUCUCCCUCUGCAGCUGCAUCGGGCUACGUGUCAGAUUUAGAGAAAGUCAGGUCUACUGUCAAUAAUAUUAGCAGAGGGGCUGAUUUUGGCGGCAUCAUGCUGUGGGAUGCGUCCCAAGGUUUUGCAAAUCAGGUUGAGGGCAAGAGCUACGUUGCGCAGAUGAAGGAAAUUUUGAAUACAGUUCAAGUGACCGAAAACGACACUCAAGACACAGACCGCCAAGAACCCAAUGUUGAAUCUGGGACUGUAACAAGUACAACGAGCAGCACCGCGGCGCGAUCUGCUUCUAGCAGUAGCGUAGUGACAACAACUUCCAAGUCUGGCGCUUCUCGCGUUUUGACGUCAGAAGGUGCCACUACUCUCAAUUUUCUGGUGGGAGCUCUAAGAUACACUAGACGAGCGCUAUUUUGA